This is a messenger RNA of Malassezia restricta, 1404 nucleotides long. Its product is annotated as zinc finger protein. The record is from RefSeq and is a predicted model, not a curated record. The transcript has a single exon. NCBI's taxonomy places the organism in Eukaryota, Fungi, Basidiomycota, Malasseziomycetes, Malasseziales, Malasseziaceae. Gene Ontology annotation, molecular function: zinc ion binding. Bases 1 to 1404 code for a protein of 467 amino acids. Gene Ontology annotation, cellular component: cytoplasm; nucleus.
AUGAGCGACGACACACAUUUCCGCCCCAUUGGCGAGCAAGUGCACGAUGCCACGCAGGAGGCGCGCCCUGUGCAUGAGAUCGAGUCUCUGUGCAUGGAGUGCCACAAGCAGGGCAUCACGCGACUUUUGCCGACGUACAUUCCGUACUUUCGCGAGGUGAUUGUGAUGAGCUUUUCGUGCCCGCAUUGUGGCAACCGGAACAGCGAAGUGCAGAUGGCGGGAGAGAUCCAGCCGAAGGGCUGCAUCUACACGGUGCAUGUGACGACCAAGCAGGACAUGAACCGACAGAUUGUGAAGAGCGAGUUUUGCUCGGUCACCGUCCCUGAGCUCCAGCUGCAGAUUCCUGCGCGCCGCGGCCAGAUCACGACGAUCGAGGGCAUCCUGCAAGACACGGUGCGUGAUCUCGAGAUGGGCCAGCCGGUGCGCAAGCACAUGCAGCCGGACGUGUACGAGAAGAUUGAGGCGCUCUGUGAGCGCAUCCGCGGCCUUCUCGGCGAGGAGACCGACGCGAGCCAUCCCGUCCAGCCCUUCAAGGUCGUGCUGGACGAUCCAUCGGGCAACAGCUUUGUCGAGUACACGGGCUCGAUCGAGAGCAGCGGAGGCGCCGAUGCGAAAUGGAGCAAGCGUGACUAUCCGCGCACCAAGGAGCAGAACGUGGCGCUGGGCCUGAUGGGUGACGCUGCUGCCGAGAAUGGCGGCGGCUUCAGCAAAGACGAGGGCGAGACGGAGUUUGAGAACGAGGAGAUUUACUCGUUCCCGGGCACCUGCUCCAGCUGCAACGCGCCUGUGUCGACCAACAUGAAGAAGGUCAACAUCCCGUACUUCAAGGACAUCCUGAUCAUGUCGACGUCGUGUGAUCACUGCGGCUACCGCGACAACGAAGUCAAGUCUGGCUCGGCGAUCAGUGCGCACGGCCGGAAGCUCACGCUGCAUGUGCAGGACAGCGAAGACCUCUCGCGGGAUAUUCUCAAGUCGGAGAGUGCCGGUCUCUCGAUCCCUGAGAUCGACCUGUACCUCGCGCCCGGCACGCUGGGUGGCCGCUUCACGACGCUCGAGGGUCUGCUGCAGAACGUGUACGAUGAGCUGUAUGAAAAAGUGCUGAUGCGCGGCGACUCGGCGGCGAAAGACGACGUCAACAAGUUUGAGAGCUUCCUGGGCAAACUGAAGCGCGCGAUUAGUGCCGAGGCGUGUCCGUACACCGUCAUCCUGGACGACCCACUCGCCAACAGCUACAUCCAGAACCCGUACGCACCGGACCCCGAUGAGCAGCUCGAGUCAGAAACGUACGAGCGGUCGUGGGAGCAGAACGAGGUGCUCGGCCUCAACGACAUGAAAAUCGAGAACUACGAGGAGGCUACGCCCGCAUCCAAGAAGCCUCGCACGGACGAGCAUCCCAGCACGUAG